Babjeviella inositovora NRRL Y-12698 is the source of this 1590-nucleotide messenger RNA. RefSeq names its product GPI-anchor transamidase subunit. Gene Ontology annotation, biological process: attachment of GPI anchor to protein. The annotation marks the transcript as partial. Gene Ontology annotation, cellular component: GPI-anchor transamidase complex. The record is from RefSeq and is a predicted model, not a curated record. The transcript has a single exon. Lineage: Eukaryota; Fungi; Ascomycota; Pichiomycetes; Serinales.
GUGUCAUAUCCCUACGACGAGCAGCUCACGCUCAAGCCUUUACCUGCCAACAACCUUCUUGCAACGUUUGAGUUCAACCUUGAGUCGAAGCCACUAACCUCAAGCGACGAGAUUACCACAUAUGAGGUGUUUCCGCGUGCUCUUGGGCCGAUCAUCCAGUCCACAAACACGAAAGAGCUCCAUCUCCGUUUUGCGCAGGGCUGGUGGGACGCCGAGUGCUGGGGCAAGUUGCCGCUUGACGGGAAGCACAGCGGAGGUACCGGAGUCGAAAUCUGGCUGGUUAUUGAGGCUGAGUCGCAGGAUGUGGCGUUUUCCCGCUGGAUUGAGCUUGUGAAUGGCCUCAGCGGUUUGUUUUGCGCUUCGUUAAACUACAUCAACGCUGCUUCCACGGCGUAUCCUCUCACAUCUUUCCAGCCCGUAAACCAGACAUAUGUGGAGGUGGGUAAGAAGUACUACUUCCUCAGAGCGGCAUUACCGAGCGAGCCAGUGUGCACGGAGAAUUUGACGCCGUUUGUGAAGUUGUUGCCUACGCGCGGAAAGCAAGGCGUUGCGUCAUUACUCGACGGCCACAGGCUCUUUGACUCUCAGUGGCACAGCAUGGCGAUUGAUAUUGAGACCAAAUGUGAUGGUGAGUGCGUCUUAGCGAUGGCUGAAACCAUCAGUAGUGUGAUUGACGUGCCCCGCAGCUUGCGCACCAACAAGAGCCGCAUUCCGCACCCGGAAAAGGGUGACGCCUUGAGAUGCGACAUGAGCAAAACCCAUAAUGACUGGCAGUGCUUCCCGUUGGGUGAAGCUACACAGGUGAAGUGGGACCUUCGCGAGAUCUUUGGCAAGCAGAUUAUAGGCACCUCGGCCCUCAACGCCGCGUCACGUGUCUGUGUGGACGUGGAUCCAAGCUGGAAGGUCAGAGCGUGGAGCGAACAAACGGUUACUGACUUUUCCGGGUGCAUUGAUGUUCCUCAGACCGAAUUCAAUGUUGAAUUCGAGUCUGCUGACUCCGCUGUUGUCUCCAACUUUGAACUUCCACCAGUCAUGGUCUCGCGAUCGCUCACCGGUUCGGGUCAGGACAAUGGUGGGUUUAGAAUCGUUCUCACCAACCCAUCAACCCACGAGGUCUCCUUCAAUUACUUUGAAACGUUGCCGUGGUUCGUCAGAGUGUACCUCCAUAGUCUCAAGGCCGAGGUGGCUGGUAAGAAGGGUAACUUUGUCAGAGACAUCUACUACAAGCCGGCAAUCGAUAGAGAAAGACCGACGCAGCUUGAGCUUGCGGUUGUAGUACCGGGUGAGUCCACACUCACUAUUACAUAUGGCUUCGACAAGUCUUUGCUCUUGUACGCGGAGUAUCCACCCGACCCGAACCACGGCUUCGAGAUCGAGCCAGCUGUGAUCUCCACCCGCGAAGGCUACCAGCUCCGAACUACUUCCUUGUUGUUAACCUUGCCGCUUCCGGACUUUUCCAUGCCCUACAACGUUAUCAUCAUGACCAGCACCGUUUUGGCAUUGACCUACGGAACCGUAUUCAACUUGAUAGUGAAGCGUACUGUACUCGAGGCCGAGGCUGAGGCAAUGGCCAAGAAGCGCGGUUUGGCG